GACCCACGACGGACCGGCCCAUCACCAAACCCGACCCACUUUCCCCUUUUGCUCGCAAGAACAACCGAGAUUUUACGAGCAAACUCCCAAACUCGAAUUGCAGUUACACACACACACUACUAUUUUUUCAUUUAUCUCUAAUUCCAUUUAAUUUUUCCUUCUAUUCUAUUUUAAUUUUUGUUAAUUUUCGUUAAUUUUCGUUAAUUAAUAAUAAUUUCGGAAUCCCGCGCAAUCCCUCUCCUUCAACCCGAAAAUCCCCUCUUUGUUCUUCCGCUCCCCUAGGGCUUUUACUCACAGUAUCUCCUCCGAAAAUACUCGAAUCUUCGCCUGAGACGGUGACCGAUUGAUUUUGCUCCCGCCGCCUACGGCCAUGGCGGAGGAGAAGAGGCCGUCGUCGUCGUUCGUCAAGAAGAGCGACCGUAUGAUUUUCACGGUGGACCUUCGCCCGGGAGAGACUACAAUCGUGUCGUGGAAGAAGCUUCUCAAAGAUGCUAACAGAACCAAUGGAUCGUCCUCCUCCGAAAAACCCAAGCUCGAUGACGUAAUUGCUCCGGAACAAGCUUCUGAUAUUGAGGGAAAAGAUGCUAAUCAGCCGAACCGUUUCAGUGCUGUAAUAGAGAAGAUUGAGCGCCUUUACAUGGGUAAGGAUAGUAGUGACGACGAGGAUAUGCUUGAUGCUCCUGAUGAUGAUCAGUAUGAUACAGAAGACUCCUUCAUUGAUGAUGCUGAGCUGGAUGAAUACUUUGAGGUUGAUAAUUCUGCAAUCAAACAUGACGGGUUCUUUGUAAAUAGGGGGAAAUUGGAACGCAUAGCUGAAGCUCCGGCAUUACCUAACCAGCAACCUAAAAAAAGGCGCAGAAAGGAGACACUGAAGAAUCCCAGUGAAAAAGAUAAUGAUCGUGUUUCAAAUAAACAAGCUAAACUGAGUAAGCCAGCGUUGGAAAAGAAAGCUUCAGUACAGGCAAAGAGUACACUUAAUUCCACACAGAAUUUAGUUGCACCUGGUGAAUCUCAUGAAGGGUUGAAAUUUCAGAAUCAAUCUGAUGUCACUGGAAUUAAUUCUAAAAAGAAAAGUGCUGAUACUAAACCUGUAAUGGACUCUUCUGUCUCUUUGAAAGCAUCAAAUGAUGAUAUUCAUGCUUCUGUGGCAGAAGCAAAAGAUGCUGAUAAGCAGAAGAAAGGAGUUUCUCAAUCUAAGAACAUAAGUGAUAAAUAUAAAGAUGCUGGUGGCUUGCUUGAUCCAUCUCAUCAGAAAUCCCAUGAGAAAGGUGCACAUGUACAUUCUAAAGCCCAACCUGGAAGACCAUCAAGUACUAUUGGUGAUUUGGAGAAUACAACUCGGCCGAAAGAAAGAAAUGGCAUGCGUGAAUUGCCGGAUCUUAACUUGUCUAUUGGAAAGUCUGCUACGCAAGCAACAAAAUCUGAACACAUGAUCAAGAAAGAUGGUUCUAGUGUUAGGCCAAAAAUUUCAGUGCUGGAAAAGGCUAUUCGUGAAUUAGAGAAAAUGGUUGCCGAGUCAAGGCCACCUGCAGUGGAAAACCAGGAGGCUGAUGCUACAUCCCAGGCAGUCAAAAGGAGGUUGCCUAGAGAAAUAAAGCUCAAGCUUGCUAAAGUUGCUAGACUAGCGCAGUCAAACCAAGGGAAAGUAUCAAAGGAGUUAAUUAACCGUCUUAAUGGUAUUCUUGGGCACUUGAUUCAGCUUAGAACAUUAAAGAGAAACUUAAAAAUAAUGAUCAAUACGGGUCUGUCAGCAAAGCAGGAGAAAGAUGAUAGGUUUCAACAGAUAAAGAAGGAAGUUGUUGAUAUGAUUAAGACGCUGGCCCCAACUUUGGAAUCCAAGCUAAGAGCUGGAGGUGAUGCUCAAGAAUUUGGUUCUGAUGGGAAAAUGAUAACAAAAAUGAAGUUUAGUAUGGACACUGCAUUGGAGGACAAGAUCUGUGAUCUCUAUGACCUUUAUGUUGAAGGUUUGGAUGAAAAUGCAGGUCCACAAAUCAGAAAGCUGUAUGCCGAGCUUGCGGAAUUAUGGCCAAGUGGCUGCAUGGACAACCAUGGGAUCAAACGUGGAAUUUGCAGGGCCAAAGAGAGGCGCAGAGCACUGCACAACAGACAUAAGGAUCCGGAAAAGAUUAAGAGGAAAAAGUUGAAGCCAGAGGAAAACAUUCGGCUUGAAACCAGUCAUGCACAGCAGAACUUGCGGGAGAAAUCAGCUACAGAAUCUAGCAGUCAUGCAUUUCCUUCUGCGAAUAAGCCAGUUUCCAAUACAAGCACAAGUGGCCACGUCCCCAGUCCUUCAUUGAACGGCUUAAAACAAGAAAAAGCCAAGGCAAGUUCUACCAGUUCCCUAGAUGAUGUGAGGGUUGCAGAUGGCGCAUUGAAAAAGAAGAAAAUAAAGAAAAAGCCAGAAAUUGAUUUGGAAGGAGCACAUUUUGGUACCGAGAAGCUAGGCUCAGGCUCUUUGCUGGGUGAAGACCGACCAAAGUCCCAGAGGCAGUCUUCUGGAGGUGUUCCUUCCAAAUCAAAUCCUCAGCCAACAUCUAUCCCUGGUCUUGAACAGUCAAGCUAACGUGAUAUCUCAGCUUAGGCCGCAGAAUGCCUCACAGUUUUAUUCCCUUUUUUUCUUUUGUUUUUUCCGUCUAAUAUUUGAAUAAAUAGUUUUUCCGCAGUCUUCCUGUCAUCAAAUGGUUUUUACUGAUUGCUGCCAUUUUUGUAAUUAUAUGUCUAUCUUUAGUUUUGUUGAGAAAUAUAGAUAGAUUUGAUAAUUGUAAUUUCUAUUAGUGGUGACAAACCUUAAUUUGUUC
Molecule: messenger RNA, 2798 nt
Organism: Arachis stenosperma
Lineage: Eukaryota; Viridiplantae; Streptophyta; Magnoliopsida; Fabales; Fabaceae
Product: ubinuclein-2-like
Exons: 13
Coding region: 371-2563 (730 amino acids)
Cellular component (GO): nucleus
Source: RefSeq, a predicted model, not a curated record